Pieris rapae (cabbage white) is the source of this 3538-nucleotide messenger RNA. RefSeq names its product glutamate [NMDA] receptor subunit 1 (gene Nmdar1). The transcript is spliced from 17 exons. Bases 114 to 2906 code for a protein of 930 amino acids. Gene Ontology annotation, biological process: monoatomic ion transport; ionotropic glutamate receptor signaling pathway; chemical synaptic transmission. The record is from RefSeq and is a predicted model, not a curated record. Gene Ontology annotation, cellular component: NMDA selective glutamate receptor complex; synapse; plasma membrane. Gene Ontology annotation, molecular function: NMDA glutamate receptor activity. NCBI's taxonomy places the organism in Eukaryota, Metazoa, Arthropoda, Insecta, Lepidoptera, Pieridae.
AGAUAGUGCUCCAUGCGCCGUUGGGUUGCAGAAUCCCACCUUAUUUUGAUUACGUAAAACCUUAUUUAAAUGUUUAUAGUAUUAUGAGUGUGCGAAGUUGAAAGAAGCUUAACAUGUGGCUGAAACUGAUGUUGGCAGUGCUCUGCUGGAAUUUAGCGAGUGCUGAUAUCGACAGACGCCGAAACUCAAAUCCUACUUAUUACAAUGUUGGCGGUGUCCUAUCAAGUAACGAGUCGGUUGCCUUCUUCAAAGAUACAAUAUCUAAUCUAAACUUCAAAGACAAGUAUGUGCCUCGCGGUGUAACCUACCAUGAUUACUCAAUUUUGAUGGACCCUAAUCCAAUUAUGACAGCACUGAAUGUCUGUAAAGAUCUUAUUGCUCAUCGGGUCUACGCAGUAAUAGUAUCCCAUCCAAUAACAGGCGACCUCUCACCCGCUGCAGUAUCUUACACCAGCGGUUUCUACCACAUACCGGUUAUUGGGAUUUCUUCGAGGGACUCGGCAUUUUCCGACAAAAAUAUUCAUGUAUCAUUUCUACGUACCGUACCGCCAUAUUCCCAUCAGGCUGAUGUGUGGGUGGAUGUUCUAAAACAUUUCAAUUACAUGAAAGUUAUUGUUAUACACAGCUCCGAUACGGAUGGUAGAGCCAUCUUGGGACGAUUUCAAACUACAUCACAAAGUGUAGACGAAGAUGUUGACAGAAAAGUUGUCGUUGAACAAGUGAUUGAAUUUGAACCGGGAUUAGACUCAUUUAACGAAAAACUUAUUGAUGUCAGAAGUGCACAAGCUAGAGUAUUUCUAAUGUAUGCAAGUAAAACAGAUGCCGAGAUAAUUUUUCGUGAUGCAACCUACAUGAAUAUGACUACAUCUGGCUACGUCUGGAUGGUCACAGAACAAGCAUUAGAUGCCGCUAAUGCUCCUGAGGGACUAUUGGGAUUGAGGCUGGUAAACGCCACAAAUGAACACGCUCACAUACAGGACUCUAUCUAUGUCCUAGCAUCAGCAAUACGCGAAAUGAACAAAACUGAAGAGAUAAACGCUCCACCAUCGGAUUGUGAUAAUUCUGGCUCGAUAUGGCAGACUGGACAGGUUCUUUUUGAUUAUAUAAGGAGGCAAAGGUUAGAGAAUGGUGCUACUGGGCAUGUGGCCUUCGAUGACCAUGGCGAUAGAGUCCAUGCGGAGUACGACAUGGUCAAUAUAAGAGCGGAAGGCGAGCAUGUAGCAGUUGGAAAAUAUUUUUAUUCUAAGGAAACUCAAAAAAUGCGCCUCGAACUAAAGGAACACGAAAUCAUAUGGAUGGGACGCAGCUCGUCUAAGCCUGAAGGAUUUAUGAUUCCAACACAUUUGAAGGUAGUAACCAUAGAAGAGAAACCUUUUGUAUACGCCCGUCGAGUUGAGGAUAUUCUCGAUUGUACUAGCGAAGAAAUUCCUUGUCCACAUUUCAAUGUUAGCGAAGAAGCUGAUCAAUUGUACUGCUGCAAAGGUUUCUGUAUGGACCUUCUAACCUAUUUGUCACGAGCCAUAAACUUUACAUUCUCGUUAGCACUAUCGCCUGAUGGACAGUUCGGGUCUUAUGUAUUUAAGAAUAUCUCUCAACCAGGAUCGAAGAAGGAAUGGACAGGACUCAUUGGCGAAUUAGUAUAUGAACGCGCUGAUAUGAUUGUAGCGCCGUUGACAAUAAACCCCGAACGUGCUGAAUUCAUUGAAUUUAGUAAACCAUUUAAAUAUCAAGGCAUUACAAUUUUGGAAAAGAAGCCAUCAAGAUCAUCGACACUUGUGUCAUUCUUGCAACCGUUCUCAAAUACAUUAUGGAUUUUGGUGAUGGUAUCGGUUCACGUUGUGGCCUUAGUACUUUACUUGUUGGAUAGAUUCUCACCAUUCGGUCGGUUUAAAUUGGCUAAUAUUGAUGGUACUGAGGAGGAUGCUUUGAAUUUGUCCAGUGCGAUUUGGUUUGCGUGGGGAGUUUUACUCAACAGUGGAAUUGGCGAAGGAACUCCCCGCAGUUUCUCCGCUCGCGUUUUAGGCAUGGUAUGGGCUGGUUUUGCGAUGAUCAUAGUUGCAUCAUACACAGCUAACUUAGCUGCUUUCCUUGUGCUUGAGAGGCCCAAAACUAAGUUAAGUGGCAUUAAUGACGCAAGGCUCCGUAACACAAUGGAGAACUUAACAUGCGCUACAGUGAAAGGUUCGGCUGUGGACAUGUACUUCCGUCGGCAGGUGGAAUUGUCGAAUAUGUAUCGUACUAUGGAAGCCAAUAACUAUGACAAUGCUGAACUGGCUAUACAAGAUGUUAAGGACGGGAAGUUGAUGGCGUUCAUUUGGGAUUCUUCACGACUAGAAUUCGAAGCUGCGCAGGAUUGCGAACUUGUGACCGCUGGGGAACUGUUCGGAAGGUCAGGCUAUGGAGUGGGACUGCAAAAGGGAUCCCCAUGGGCAGAUUUAGUUACACUGGCGAUAUUGGACUUUCAUGAAAGCGGUAUAAUGGAAUCGUUUGACAACAAGUGGAUAUUACAAAACAACAUGUUAAAUUGCGAGGAAAACGAAAAAACGCCAAACACUUUGGGUUUAAAAAACAUGGCGGGCGUAUUUAUAUUGGUAUUAGCUGGUAUCAUCGGCGGAAUCGUCCUCAUUGUUAUAGAAGUCGUGUAUAAGAAGCAUCAAAUAAAGAAACAGAAGAGAAUGGAAAUAGCACGACACGCAGCCGAUCGUUGGCGUGGAGCAGUCGAGAAACGAAAGACAUUACGAGCGGCAAUAUUACCAUCACAGAGGCGUGCCAAAUCCAAUGGUUUGAAGGAAGCUGGGAGUAUUAGCCUCGUUGUUGAUAGAGGAGCUAGAAGAAGGGACGAAGUGCCACGUAUACCACGUUAUAGUCCCGCCUACACUCCUGACGUAUCCCAUCUAGUCAUAUGAAUGGUGGUACUAAAUACUGGUCAUAUAAAUGUACUGGUGGUAAUAUACCACCUAGCGAUCCCUUCUUAUACCUAAGAAAACUAAGUAGAAGUAUAUUUAGAAUAUUAAAACAAACAAAUUCGGUAUGAGAGAUUCCUUGAACCAUACAAAUUCUUUGCAACGGUGGCCUAGUGGCGCCUUUUGUAUUUAUAUAAAAGUAGUCACUAAGGGUGUGCUUAUGUGUAAAUGUCACUCCCAAAUAAUUAAUUAGUAAGCUGAAACAAUAGCGUUGGUCGCAAACUAUUUUUAUUUAGGUGUAUAUGUAUUUAAAUCAAAUGUUCCGAAUCCCUACAAUUAUAUAAAAAAUAAGGUACAUAAUAGUUUUAGAGGCGUAACGGUACUGUUUCUAACUACUGACUUUAUAAUCAUGAGUAGGUAAUCAUUGUACAGAUUACAGCGUUGUGACUUGUGGGUUCCGCUAAUUGUUCAAAUUGAGGAAAAUAGAUCACUAGUGGAUCAAAAAUCAAAUAGGUAUAUUGUGUAUUUUACUGGUUAAUAAAUUGCUCAAUACGUAACUAAGUUCUAUUUAAAUAUUACACUUACAUUAAUAACAAUCCAAAGUUUGGCCUAAAUUUUUAUUUACAAAAAAUAUA